Puccinia triticina is the source of this 1353-nucleotide messenger RNA. RefSeq lists its product as uncharacterized. Lineage: Eukaryota; Fungi; Basidiomycota; Pucciniomycetes; Pucciniales; Pucciniaceae. The coding region runs from base 1 to 1353 and encodes 450 amino acids. The record is from RefSeq and is a predicted model, not a curated record. The transcript is spliced from 2 exons.
AUGUUUCUCUCUUCUACAUCCAAAACCCAGCCGAAUUGGCCUAUUGAUCCCCCUGCUGCUGCACCUGAGCGAAAAGGAUUGGGAUCCUGCAUAGAUGGAAGUGAUGGCUAUCCAACUUUGGAAAAUUUCACUUCCCACAUGGAUAAAUAUAUUUCUGGGAAAAAACGCGCAGAUAGAACUGUCAUCACCAGCAGUGAUUUGCAUCAAAUUCAUCGGCUUUUGUUGGACCCCGCGGCUCUACGUGCUGACCCGAACCCGAGCAAUCGUGCAUGGGUGAAGAAGACCUUCUUUCUGGAGGCGACUCCUACAGGAACCGUUGUCUGUAACAGAGAAAAAGGUCAGCCAACGGGUCGACCAAUUGCAGUGAAAGAGUUGAUGUAUUUUAUCAUCAAAGCGGCGCAUGCAUCCGAGGGCCAUGGAGGACGUGACAAGACCGCCAAGGCCGUGAAAAAUACUCACUCGUACGUUCGCAAGGGAUUGAUCUGCAUCUUUCUCGAGACCUGUCCCACCUGUCAGACUCGGAUUGAGGCGGCCAGGAAGGAUAGAAAUUUGGCGCAUGAUAAGGCUCUCAGGAUGUCGGCCAGUCGGGAUUCAAUCCUCAGCUUUGGGACCGGGUUCUUGACUCCUAUACCUUCUCCGACCAAUUUUGGGAUCAGAGGAAACGCUGAUCGUGCAAGCAGCUUGUUCAAGUCAAACCUCCAGUCUGUCGACUUCUCCCAGCCGCCUCACUUGGCGAUUAACAGACUGAUAAUGCCCCCAGAGUUGGCUCUUGUUCCGGCGGCACCGAAGCCCUAUAUCCGCCGCAGUCGAAUUGCAUCCUAUCCCUCAGAAUCAUCCACGAAUUCUCGAAAAGCCCAAAGGAUGUUCCCAGCUGGUUCGAAUCUUGGAGACCGUUUCAUUCCCAUCAAACACGUACAUUCACCUUACUCCAUCAUGCCAAACACUGCCAUCGCCUCCGACUUCAGCUCACAGUAUCAGUCGGGUCAGCCGCAAGAAAACGCGGGGUUGAAUCUCAAUCUAGUAGCGCCAAUCAUAGAAGGCUUGACCUCCACUCACCAUCACUCGGCAAGCUUCCCAGGCGAGCCAUACGCUUGGUCUCAUCAGCCACCGACACCUUUCUUUCAUGCCGACUCCGCCGCUUGGCAAAUCGAAUUCGCUGACAUCUGCACUGGAAAUGAACCCAGUUUGAAUAUUUCCUUUCCCGGUCCACUCCUCCAUCCCCAGCCAAAAUUCUCCUCAUCAGAGCCGCUUAAAAUGCCGUUUAUAGAUCACUUUGGGUCUUCUGAUACCUCAAACCUUCAAUUCAGCUCAUGGUCAUCCGUCUCUCCAAUGACCAAUGUCUUCCCUGGUUAA